AUGGGGCUUUACGGUCGGUUUCGUUUUGCCAGAAAACCUAUUGCAGUUAUAGAUUUGUUUGUUGUUAUCGCUUCCACGCUUAUGAUCGCAUUUGCUAAUGACAAACAAGCAUUCGCAGCGUCCGCAAUAAGAGGCGUUAGAUUUCUUCAGAUUUUACGAGUGUUACAUGUUGAUCGUCAUGGUGGUACGUGGCGAUUACUUGGAAGUGUUGUUUACAUUCACAGACAAGAGUUAAUCACAACAUUAUAUAUUGGUUUUUUGGCUCUAAUAUUUUGUUCUUAUCUCGUGUAUAUAGCAGAAAAAGAUGAAAAAAAAGGAUCUGAAAUGCGAGGCGUCAAAGGCAACGAGAGUCAUUUUGAAAGCUAUGCUGAUGCGUUAUGGUGGGGAGUUAUCACCAUAACAACAAUUGGGUACGGUGAUGUCUAUCCUGUCACAUGUCGUCAGAUUCCCGCAGCAGCAACUUUGAUACAAGCAGCUUGGCGAGUAUACUCGUCUGCUCCAGGUAGCAAUUGUGUUGCAACAUGGAAUAUUUAUCUGCGCGAGAAUCCUACUGUUACCAAUCCACCGUUAACACCAAAUAAUCAUACAUUUGCCGGAAGAACAGCAGAGAAAUUAAGAUAUUUACGCUUAUCUGGUACGAGCCGAAAGAGUCGAUCGAAACGUGGAAGUCAAGCUCCAAGUCCAAACUUUUUACAAUCACCAGUUAUAAGCGAAGCACGUGGUUCCACAUCAUCAGCGUCCAAUACCACAGGGUGCUAUAUUGUAUCUACUGAUCAUGAGGAAGAAGAAGAACAGGAAGCUGAAGAAGAAACAGCAUUAAACUUCCAUAAACUAUGGUCAUUAACAGAUGAUCAUAAACGAAUGAUUCGAGCCAUUAGAAAAAUGCAACUCAUUGUAGCCAGAAAGCGAUUUCAGCAAGCCCGAAAGCCAUAUGAUGUGCGUGAUGUGCUUGAACAGUAUUCACAUGGACAUAUUAACAUGAUGAUGAGAAUAAAAGAGUUGCAACGAAGAUUAGAACAUUCAAUUGGUAAACAACCACCAAUCAUCGGUAGUGAAACAUCUGAAAGAGAUCGAUCAAAACUAACAGUAUUAUCUCGAAUGACUCGAAUAGAAACUAAUGUGAUAGAAAUGGGCCAUACGUUACAAAAUAUUGUCCAUCUUCUUCAAACUAUUGAUGAAAAAUUAAAUCGAACACCACCGCCUCUAAUGACGACAACAUAUGGACGUACGAGACCUCCAAAUUUAGGUGUCACAUCUACAUCGAAUACAUCAGGAACAAUAUGUGAUUGUGGAGUGAAAGCGCCAGUUGAAUCAUUUCGAAAUGUAUUUGAAUUGGAAGGUAUUGAUGUGACAGAUGAUGAAAUUCGAUUGCCAAUGGGUGUGCAUAAGCGAGUUCAUAUCGAGAAAAUGUUACAAAUGCCCUCAAUUAAACAGCGUUGGUUAAGUAAAAACAAUAAAAUUCCAAUAAACUCUGAUUUAGAACGAAUGUAUAGUAAAUUUACUCCGAUUCAAAUUGAAAAUAUGAAAAAAUAUUCAAAACUUAUUGAUGGUUUCGUUGAAACUGUCCACUAUUUAAAACGUUUGAAUAUUAAAAUUGGUUCUACAACAGGUUAUACACGUCCAAUGUUAAAUUCAUUGUUACCGUUGGUAGAAAAACAAGGAUUUAUACCUGAUUAUAGCGUGUGCUCAGAUGAAGUAAAUGUUGCUCGACCUUUUCCAUCUAUGAUUUGGAAAAAUUGUCUUGAAUUAACAGUGGAACAUAUUAAAAGUGUUAUUAAAGUGGAUGACACUCGUGACGGGAUACAAGAAGGAAGAAGAUCAGGAUGUUGGACCGUUGGUGUGGCAAAAACCGGAAAUUAUGUGGGUUUAAGUGAAGAAGAACUUAGUCAAUCAGAUGUAAAGCUUACAGCAAAAGUGAACAAGGCAUAUGAAGAAUUAUUUGAUAGUGGUGCACAUUAUGUGAUUGAUAGCGUUAAACAUUUACCGUCCGUCCUUGAAGAUAUUAAUAAACGCCUUAAAAAUGAUGGAUUGAACUGA
Didymodactylos carnosus is the source of this 2037-nucleotide messenger RNA. NCBI's taxonomy places the organism in Eukaryota, Metazoa, Rotifera, Eurotatoria, Philodinida, Philodinidae. The record is from the annotation of a GenBank genome assembly.